Molecule: messenger RNA, 3311 nt
Organism: Scomber japonicus (chub mackerel)
Lineage: Eukaryota; Metazoa; Chordata; Actinopteri; Scombriformes; Scombridae
Product: synembryn-A
Exons: 15
Coding region: 289-2355 (688 amino acids)
Biological process (GO): G protein-coupled receptor signaling pathway
Cellular component (GO): plasma membrane; cytoplasm
Molecular function (GO): G-protein alpha-subunit binding; guanyl-nucleotide exchange factor activity
Source: RefSeq, a predicted model, not a curated record
ACGAUAUGGGAUGAUCUUCAGCAAUGGAGUGUGCUGCUCCUGUGUAUCCUCUGACCUUUUCACUCCCGAAGCCUGGACAGUGUCCCCUGUGAGGACAGUGUCUGCGUCUGACCUGUGGGUCCAACAGAAAAAGUCACCAGCCGGCCACUAAAGACCCCUGGCCCUGUUUCCUCUACCCACUGGGCACAAGAGUGAGCAUCCUGCCAGGAAAGGCUGUCAUUCACUCGCACAUCACCUUCUCACAGAUUUCGCCUCUCAGGGCACGCAAGACACUUUGCAACAGGAGGCAUGGAUAUAGACGUGGAAGGGAUUAUCCAGUGCAUCAGGCAGGGGGAUGAGAACGGGGUUCAGACACGGCUGCAGGAAUUCAACAAAGAGUAUGCCCAGUGCUUCUUCUUUGAUACAGAGGAGAGGGAUCGAAGGAAAAAAAGAAAACUAGAAGAGUUCAGGAAGAAUAAAGUGAGAGAAUACACUGAUUCUGACUCAGACUGUGAUGAGUACGACCAUGAGGAUCGAGGUGUCAUCCUCAGACAGAGCUUGGGCAUUGUCCUUGUGAGGUUCAUUAGAACAGGGGUUAAAUGUCGUCUGUUGAGAGUAGCCCUGCGCACCCUGAGGAUCCUCUCCAGAGACCAGAAGGUCCUGGGCCCCCUUUUGACAGACACCGCUCUCCUCACUCUAGCCAAACUUGCCGGGCUGACCGCAACUGAUGCAGACGAAGCCAACGAGUCUGACUCUGAAUUCUACGAUAACAUAAUCGCCUCUCUCACUGAGGCCAGAGUGUCAGACGACGCUGAUAUUGAAACCAGCGACCCGAUUGACGAGUGUCUUGCCUAUGAUGACGACGCCAAGAGCGACAUCAGCAUCGCCAACAGUGGUGAACUGGACAGCAUCAGCUGGGCUGGGAGCCACAGGACCAGCAUCCACGAAAUGCAGAGUGGCGGCAUGCAUAACAAGGUGCUGGAACGAGGGAGGAGGGACCGCAGAGAGAGCAAGAUGGUAGGGAAUGAAGAGGAGGAAGAGGAGGAGGAGGGCUCAGGAGAGGAGGCACAAAGAAAAGAGGCCAUGAAGGUGUUGUGUAACGUGGUGUACAACAGCACCUGGGCACAGGAGAGGUUCAGUGCUCUCAGGCUCAUGUGUGGUCUCACAGAGCGUCUGUCCUCCGGCGUUAGUGGCUCAUCUCCCUCCAGUGUUCAGUUCUAUGAAUUACGACUCCUGUUUCUCAUUACUGCGCUGCGCUCAGAGCUCAGCACUCAGCUUCAACAGGAGGGUGGUGCAUCCAUCCUCACAACUUCUCUGGAGAACUGCCUGGAGGUUCGGUGGAAGGAUCAGUAUGUGUGUGAGCUGGAUCCGGCAGGACCUCCUAUUUCUCUGGAGGACUCUCAGCGCAUCAUAGAGAUCCUCAAAAUCCUCUUCAACAUCACCUACAGCAUCCACAGGCAGGAGCCAAGUGAGGAUGAUGCAGCUCUUUACCGACACCUGGUGGCGAUCUUGCGUAUUUGCCUCAUGAGGAAGUGUUUACUGACAGAUGAUACUGAUGAGCUGCAGGGUCACUCAGUCAACCUUUUGACAGCGAUUCCUCUUCAGUGUCUCGAUGUACUGCUGAUGGUGCCCGUGCAGCCUAACUCAGAGCAGUGCCAGGGGGUCAAUAUGGAUUGUGUCCACACCCUGCUGAUGUUCAUGGAAAGACGUCUGGAGUCGGGUGACAAGGUCAAAGAGAAGCUGACACCAAUUCUCAAUCUGCUGACAGAGAGCUGCCGGUCCCACAAAGAAACACGCCACUACGUCAAGAAACAUAUCCUGCCUCCUCUGAAAGACGUCUCACACAGGCCAGAAGAAGGCUCCACAGUCAAGAGUCGUCUGAUUCGUCUCAUGACCCACCUGGACACAGACGUCAAACACUGCGCCGCUGACCUCAUUUUUGUCCUCUGCAAGGAAAAUGUGGGUCGUUUUGUCAAGUACACAGGCUACGGUAACGCUGCAGGCCUGCUCGCCACCAGAGGCUUGCUUGGCGGGGGAUCCAGAACCUCCAUUUCUGACGGCCAGUACUCCAGCGACUCUGACUCAGACACCGAGGAGUACCGGCAGAUGAAAGAUCGCAUCAAUCCUGUGACAGGGCGGGUGGAGGAAGAACAGCCGGACCCCAUGGAGGGCAUGACAGAGGAGGAGAAGGAGGAGGAGGCAAAGAGGCUGAUUGUGCUCUUCAACAAGCUGUCCAGAGAUAACAUUAUCCAGCCGAUGGGAGUGGAUGAAGAGGGGAAGCUGGUCCCGAUGUCAGGACUGAGGGAGAACUCCCUUGAGGAGGGGCAGUCUGAGUCAGAGCACGAUGGAGAAGUAGAUGAAGGAAAGAAGGACUAACCCGAAUCCUAAAGUCUGACAGUGCAUAAAUAUGUGUUGUACAUGUAUGGACGACAUAAAAACAAUGUGAUGUAGUUCUCACCCAUUUUUGAUUUUCUUUUUUUCUUCAACUUUGGAUUCAGGAUAAUUAUUUAUUUAGAGUAUAAAUAUCACAAUGGAUUGAAUGAAUGAAAUUCUUAAUUCAUAGCAGAUUUUGAGAACAAACUGAUUUCAACCUGAUAACAUGAUAAUAUUCUGAAAUAUUUUAAUAAGUUUGUUGUUUUUGCUUCUGUAUAUAGUUAGUUUUAUUUAAUCCUCUACAGCUUUGCAGUGCAACAGAUGGUAAAAGGGCUACAUCUGAUACUGUUACACUUAAAUAAAACAAGAUGAAUUAAACAUCUGCACAGCAUGUUUACUUAAUUCUGUACAGUCAGUAUGGUGUGUUGUGGUACAUAACUGGAUUGGAUUGUGUUCAAAAACUCUCUGUUACAAGACAGUAAAAAUAUUCAGAUUGAUUCCAGAUGCUCUUCUCACAUCUGUGCUGUUGAAUCGACUACAACUUUAUACUGCGGCAUGAUUGUAACCCUUGAACUGUUGAGUUCAAGGUUUUUCUGUUUGUUUGUGGUUUCAAGAAUGUUAGCAGUAUUCAGUAUUUACAUUUUGCCAAAGUGCUCUUUAUGAAGCUGAAGGUGGACCCUUUUCUGAUUGUUAAUGUUAUUACUUGUACACAAAUCAUUGCCACAUUCAUUCUGAAACAUCUUUUCAUAAAUAAGUGCAUAAGAUCAUCAACAGGAUGACUGACAGCCUCUAGAUCGAGCUGCACAUUUAAUGCCAUUUCCAUGCCAGUGCCAGAUGUUUUUCUUUAAGGCAGGAAGAAGCCACUUAUUUCCACACUAAGACAUUUGUUUCAAUGGCAGGAAGUAUAAGCUCUUUCUCUCUCAUUCUCUCUUUUUUGUGACACAGUACCUUCAAAUGUU